AUGGACAAAUUUCUAGUUCGAAGACCCGCAAAAAGAUCAAAGGACGAAGUCAAUUCAGAAGAGGAAAGAGAGAAUAACGUUAAAACGCGAUUGCCGAAGAAAGUAAAACUUGAAAAGAAGAUGCCAGUCAAAAAAGCAACCUCACGUAAGGGAAAACAGGCUUCAAAAACUUCAAAGGAUGACAAGAAGGAAGAAGUCGAUAAAAAAGUACUUGAAGAAGUUUCGAAAGAGGAUGAAGCUGAGGAAAGCGAAAAAGACACGAUAAAUGAAGUGGCCGCUAAAAUUGCAAGUGGGAACGUGUCGAAGACUAAUAAAUUUGCCAAUUGGACAAAAGGCGAACCUGUCCCUUUUACCACGUUAUGUAAAACAUUUGAAGCAAUUGAAAAAGAAACAAAACGAUUGAUUAUACAGGAAUAUUUGACAGCAUUUCUAACAAAAGUGAUUGAAUUAACUCCUGAAAAUUUACUGCAGGCCUUAUAUUUAUGCCUGAAUCGCAUCUGUCCAGAAUAUGAAAAUUUGGAAUUAGGAGUUGGUGAAGGUAUUUUGGUGAAGGCGAUUGCGGAAUCUACGGGAAGAAAUUCUACUUCUAUUAAGAAAGAUAUGAGAGCAUUGGGAGAUUUAGGAUCGGUUGCAAAGGCUAGUAAGCAAUCUCAAUCUACGUUAUGGACGCCAAAAUCUUUAACCAUCCCUAGUGUUUUCAAUAGAAUGAAAACAAUCGCUACGACUAAUGGGCAAGAAUCGCAAGCCAGAAAACUUGGUGAGAUCAAAGGACUUCUUUCUGCGUGCACCACCGGAGAAGAGGCCAAAUUUUUGAUCAGGUCAUUAGAAGGAAAACUUCGCAUUGGUUUAGCCGAACAAACGGUUUUGAUCAGCCUCGCUCAAGCUAUUGUAUUGAAGGAUCCUCAGUAUCAAAAAUUAUCAAAAUCUGCUAAAGCGUCUGAACUUGCAGAAGCCCCAAAUAUUCUAAAGGCAGUUUAUAGCGAGGUACCAUCGUAUGAUAUUAUCGUCCCUAAAUUGUUGGAAUUUGGCGUGAAGGGAUUAAGGAAACAUUGUAAAUUGACACCAGGGAUACCCGUAAAACCAAUGUUGGCACAUCCAACAAAAAGCAUCACCGAAGUUCUAGAUCGUCUUGAAGGUCACAAAUUCACGUGCGAAUUUAAAUAUGAUGGGGAAAGAGGACAGAUUCACAGGCUUGAGAAUGGCACAGUAAAAAUUUAUAGCCGUAAUCUAGAAGAUAAUUCACAAAAAUUUCCAGAUAUUCUUGAAAAGAUUCCAAAAGUUCUCAAACCAAAUACCAAGUCCUUUGUAAUUGAUUGUGAAGUGGUAGCAUGGGAUAAUGAAAAUCAUUGUAUUCGUCCUUUCCAGGUUCUAAGUACUCGAAAAAGGAAAGAUGUAAAGGAAGAAGAUAUCACAGUCUCAGUUUGCAUAUUUGCAUUUGAUAUUUUAUAUUUAAAUGGAGAGUCCUUAUUGCAAAAACCAUUUUCGGAACGCAGGCAAAGUUUGUACGAUGCAUUUCAACCUUUACGGGGAGAAUUCGCUUUUGCGCAUCACAUGGACGCUGCGAAUAUCGAAGAAAUUCAGACAUUCUUGGAUGAAAGUGUCAAAGACAACUGUGAAGGAUUAAUGGUGAAAAUAAGCGAAGGCCCGGAAUCCACAUAUGAGCCUUCGAAAAGGUCAAGAAAUUGGUUGAAGCUCAAAAAAGACUACUUGACCGGUGUUGGCGACUCCUUAGAUUUGGUUGUGAUCGGAGCUUAUCUUGGACGUGGCAAACGGACAAAUUUAUACGGUGCAUUUCUUCUGGCGUGUUACGAUCCCGAUAAUGAAGAGUAUCAAACAAUAUGCAAGAUAGGAACCGGUUUCUCUGAUGCAGUCCUCGAAGAACACUACAAGUUCUUGAAACAGCAUGAAAUCGAAGCACCAAAGUCUUAUUACAAUUACGAUAAGAAUACCAAUCCGGAUGUAUGGUUUGAACCUUGCCAGGUUUGGGAAGUUCUCACCGCAGAUUUGAGCAUUUCUCCUGUUUAUAAGGCUGCUGUCGGUGUGAGUGAUCCCACUAAAGGAGUAUCUCUACGUUUCCCUCGCUUUAUAAAAGUACGAGAUGAUAAAACGCCUGAAGAUGCUACCACUAGUGAACAGAUUGCAGAAAUGUACAAGGGUCAGCGACAGUUCCAAGAAAGAGAAUAA
Messenger RNA from Ambispora leptoticha, 2184 nucleotides. Lineage: Eukaryota; Fungi; Glomeromycota; Glomeromycetes; Archaeosporales; Ambisporaceae. The record is from the annotation of a GenBank genome assembly.